AUGAGCCGCCCACCGUUGCCAAACAAAAAACAUGGUGAAAACAACGGCCUCUUUGUUGAAGGUGAAAGGCGGUACUGCUACGGGCAAUACCUCAAGAAGUACGGCUCGUCGAUGACCACCGUUAGCACCAUCCUCAAGCCAAGGAUCUCGUCCCCGUCGGCGCCGACCGCCAGGACCUCCAUCAUCGAGAGGAUCCUUAUGAUGUCCGUCGUGAUCCUCGUCGCCACCAUGUUCAUCAGGGUCGUCCCCAUCAUGUCCUCUGAGGAUGGAUGUGCAAUGCCAGGCGCCACUGAACUUCCGAUGGCCAUCAUCCACAACUACGAAGCUACCCAGGCUUUGCAUCAGGUAGUUAAUGAGCAGGCUAGCUAA
Prorocentrum cordatum is the source of this 369-nucleotide messenger RNA. The record is from the annotation of a GenBank genome assembly. Lineage: Eukaryota; Dinophyceae; Prorocentrales; Prorocentraceae.